GAGGAGAAGAGAAGGUGUGGAGGAAGGGAGGAGAGGAGGAGGUGUUGAGGAAGGGAGGAGAAGGAGAGAGGAGAGCAGCAGUGGACGGAGCGAUCCCGAUGCUAACCCUAACCAGGCUAAGCCUCGUGUUCCGCGCCAGGCCUGGGAGCAGCAGGAUGAGGAGCCCGCAGAGGGGGAGGACUGCCCAGCCUCUUACAGCUCUAGCCCCUCCCACCGCCCGGCCCGCAGCCAAUACCUGUGUCCAGCAGAGAGAGAGAGGUCUGGGAGCAUCUCAGGGGCGACCAGCAGCUCCAUGUCUACAAUAGACACAGCCCGACUGGUGAGGGCCUUCGGAGCCCACAGGGUCAGAGGGCUGAAUAUAGGAGGGACUAUCUCCAGUCACAGGACCAGUCACAGCCUUAGUAAACUGUACAGCACCAUCCUUCGGCAGAGCAAGGAGCAGAGGAGAGGAGGAUCCAGAGAGACUCCUCAUGUCCCCUCAGAGUCUACUGGCACUGAUGACUCUGUAGUUCCAGCUGACUCUGCAUCAUCAACCAGCACCUACACCCUCCCCUCGCAUCGUGGCCCCUCCCACUCCAAGAAGGCAGUCAGACAUGUCAGCAAAGGCGUACAGGCAGGGGACCUGGAGAUUGUGAGUAACGGAACGCGUCGCCACACCCGUGACGUUGGCACAACGUUCCCCUCGCCAGGCUCAGCCAGGGGUGCCAGGGUGCUCCCCUCACACUCUGGUAGCAAGAGGGGUAGAGCGGGGGACAGGAGCCCUCCUCCUAAAACCCAGAGGAAGAGGAAGAUGAGCCAACCCUCUGCCAAGCCCUACUACCCUCAAGGUGUAUCAUGGCACAUCCCUGCUGAGGACCUGAGAGCUGAGGGCAGGAAGGAGAACAAACCAGAGCAGCAGCCUCCCCAGGGCCCGGUCUGGUUUGAACCCUACAGCAGAACCACCCGGCCCUGGAGAGAACCGCUCAGACAGAGACAAAUACAGGACAGGGAGAGACUGACAGACAGACUACAGACCAAUCAGCUGGAGGCUGACCGGGACAGACCCAGUGAGAGGCAGCACAUCAAGCACAGCAUCAUCACCCCUCCUGGGCCUCCUGGGCCUGAACCCACUGGCAACGCCCCCGCCGCUCUGGUCCGCAUCUCUCUCCAGGGGUAA
Salvelinus sp. IW2-2015 is the source of this 1156-nucleotide messenger RNA. RefSeq names its product ALMS1 centrosome and basal body associated protein. Gene Ontology annotation, molecular function: microtubule binding. The record is from RefSeq and is a predicted model, not a curated record. Lineage: Eukaryota; Metazoa; Chordata; Actinopteri; Salmoniformes; Salmonidae.